UGGUAAGCAUCGAGGGGCUCAGGGAGGAGAGGGAUCCUGCCUGCUUGACAUGAUGUUGGAGUUUGAUGUCUGUCGUUGAGGCAAAGCUCUCUUUAUUUGCUAUUCGCUGGCAGAGGCAACUGAGUGAUAUUUUUUUUGUGUAUGUGUAGGAAGCUAAGGGGCACCUCUGAGAGGCUGAGGGAGUCCUACCCGUCUCUGCCAUGUGUCAUCUUGUAUUCAGGUGGAAUAAUCAGACUCAAACCCAUCGCUUUUCUAAGUGAUGUUCAUCUGUGGACUUGACCGCAUCAGGACUCAACUAAGAAGCUGCUUGUUGUGACUAGCGCUCUCUCUCUCUCUCUCUCUCUCUCUCUCUCUCUCUCUCUCUCUCUCUCUCUGGUGUGUGUGUGUGUGUGUGUGUGUGUGUGUGUGUGUGUGUGUGUGUGUGUGGCAUUUCCAGGGAGGAUGGGCUGAGGAGAGGAGAUAUGCCUCCCCCGACCCCGCCAUGUUGACACGAUCUUCCAGCAGCAGCCCAGGUUUAAAGAAUUCCAGUGAAUAAUUAGUGCUGUGCAGCCAACAUUCCGGAAACUCCAGACUGGAGGGUCUGCCUGCCACUGUAGUUGGUGCUGUUGCUUCUGACACCAGAUUUGAACUGCCUUGGCCUUCAAUCUGGACUGAGGAUCAGUGACGUUUUAAGAACCUUCAAGCCCUCGGGGCCACACUGGGACUGCUGAGGCAUCCAGCUUUGUGGAAUGAACUUUCAUUGGACUACAUGAGCUUUAUGGGAUAAGUCAACUGAAUAAAUCUCCCAUAUAUAUGUAAUAGAAUAUAUAUUAUUAUCAAUUAUGUUCCUCUAGAGAACACUGAUUCUAUAUAUAUUGAAAGUAUUGUGCACCUCAAAGAGAACUCUUGCUUCUCAGAAUUCUCCUUUAUGAGUCACAAUUAAAAGUAGUUUUGGCUAAGCAGAAUUUUUUUUUAUCCUUUGAGGAGGUUUGCAUAUCUUCUCACAUGUACCUAUUUUAUCAAGGCCACAGAGAUUUUGAUAGCUCACCUUUAUCUUGCAUAUUAAGGAUACUUUAGUAGGUCAUGUUCUGGGGGGCAAUCACUGAAAAUGACAUCACCGGGACCGUCACUGGCUACCCAGUGACAGCAAACUAAGGAAAGUUAAUCAAAGGUUAAUCUGAUUCUCGAGUUGCAUUUAAAGAUUAGAGGAUAGAAAUUGGACUUGCUGAUAGACUUUAGUUGGAUUUUAGUUUGAGAAGCUGAGCAAGGUGGAUAACAAACUUCCUGGCAAGGAACAGAAACUCUGUUAGGAAAGAAAAUGAAGAAAACGCAAGAGAAAAUUUGAGGAGAUUAAAACCACAAAUGGAUGCAUAAAGUGGCUCAUGUGGAGGACGGGAGAGGCCUUCUGAAUAUUAGACUCUUGAAAAACAGGAUGCAGAAGUCCUUUUACUAUAUUCCCAUUGUGAGCAGUGUGACCCUGUGGGAAAGAGGCUCACCUCAGAUAAGCCCCAUCCCUCGUUGUAAAACUACAGCUUUGCCCUGCUCCAGAUUCCUUACUCACAUGAAGAAAUUUUCCUCAUCAAAUAAAACGGAUAAAUUACAUUUUCUGCCAUUUCCAGGAUCUAUAGGGACCCAUAGUCCAAAGACAGGUAAAAGACUACUUUGCGUUCACCAGUACACAAUCCCCAAGUCUCCUGCGAGCACCGUUUCUUUAGACGAAGAAGUUGGUGGAGAAGCCUGUCCUUCCCUGACACCGUCCAGUGAAAUGGAGGAAGACGAUCUUUUCUUUACUAUUAAUGAAAUGCAGAAGCCACCUAGACGACUGCCCAAGCAGACCUGGAUCAGCCCAUUUCUGGAAACGCAAGCUGCCAAUAAACUGCUUAAAAGAUCACAGUCGGUGAAUACCAUUUCUCUGGAAGCUGCAGGUAGACAUAUACCACUUGAGAACCAUCCCUUGGGCAACUCCAAGGGAGAUUCUGGUCCUGUGAUGAGACCUUUCACCGCCAUUGGCCUCUGCAGAAAUCUCAGUCAGAACUCCUCUCAGCCGAUCAGCUGUAGGACUUCCGAAACUGUGCAGCAGAAAAAAGUGUCAGCCUCAGGAUCCCCAACUCAAACAGAUUCUCUAGCUGUGUGUGGAAGUGCAUUAGGAAGAGGCACGGUUGCCACCACAACACGGGAGACAACCUGCAAGCAUCUUUAUCACGCCGAAUGGAGGCCAAAGGCAGCUAUCUCUUCCCUUUCCCCUUCCCCUUCCCCUUCCCGUGUAGUCAAAGAGCCCCUGCCUCUGCUCGUGGGCUCCUCUACUCGUUUAUUUUCCAAGAAGUUAAUGAAGGCUUGCUCCUCAGUGGCCCCGCGCCCACACCGGGAUUUCCAUAGGGCUUGUUCACAGACUCUUUCGAAGCCGGUGGUGAAUACUCACACACACUGCUGAGAAGGAAUUGUUCUGCGAGCUCUGCCCAUCUUCCAAUCAAUGCCUGCCCAGAACAACAGAAAGGGCCUCAGAUGUAUUGGUUUCCACAGAACCAUUGUUAGGCUUUGUGAAGCAUUUCUGAACCUAAUAAAUAACGUCAAAAGUC
Messenger RNA from Rattus norvegicus (Norway rat), 2555 nucleotides. NCBI's taxonomy places the organism in Eukaryota, Metazoa, Chordata, Mammalia, Rodentia, Muridae. The record is from RefSeq and is a predicted model, not a curated record.